UUUGCAAAAGUUUCAUUUGUGAAAAGUUAGCAAUCACGACUCAACAUAAGGCAUAAACCCUUGUACAUAAAAUGAAUUAAUAUCACACAUGAUUAAUAAUAGGGUUUAGUACUGCUUUCAAAUGGCCAUUCAUGUGAGCUAGUUUUCUAAUUUGAUAAGUUCGACGAGAAGGAAGAUGUUGUCAGCGGCCAACGAAGAUUUCAGGGUUAAGUUUCCGCUGCAUUUCUCGGUCUGGGGAAAUGAUUACAGGAUAUUGGAGAGCCAGUUAUUUCAGCAUGAUAUCGAGGCAGUGGACCCCCGAGGGAGAACGCCGCUCCACCUGGCCGUGUCGUUAGGCCACCUGGAGUCGGUGAGAGUGCUUCUUCGACAUGGUGCUGAAGUUACCAAAGAGAACGCCAAUAACUGGACAGUGCUACAGGAAGCAGUCAGUACUGGAGACCCAGAGAUGGUUCAGCUGGUGCUGCAGCGUCGAGACUACCUCAAAGCCUCCACCGCCUUGGGAGGAGUUCCAGAGUUGCUGAGCAAGAUCCGCGAGUCUCCAGAUUUCUACAUGGAAAUGAAAUGGGAGUUCACAAGUUGGAUCCCUCUCGUGUCACGGGUGUGUCCCAGCGACGUGUGUCGCAUCUGGAAGAGCGGAGCCAGCCUGCGUGUGGAUGCCACCCUGCUGGGCUUCGAGAACAUGACCUGGAUCAGAGGCCGUCGCAGCUACAUCUUCAGAGGAGACGACACGUGUACAGAGUUGAUGGAGGUGAACCAUGACGAUGAGGUGGUAGACACAGAGCGCUUCGACAUCUCACGGGAGAUGGAGGAUGUGACCAUGGACUCCAUGCAGCCCGCCGAACAGGAAGUGGCCAAAAGACUGACCACUCCAGUUGUUAACACCUUCCUGGACACUAAGCUUAUUGCAUUUGAGAGGAAUAAGUCAGGGAUUUGGGGUUGGAGAACUGACAAAACUGAGGUUGUCAAUGGAUUCGAAGCUAAGGUCUUCGCUGUGAAUAACGUCAACGUGGUGAUCAGGACCAGGACUGAACACCUCACAGAUGAGGAGAAAGCGAGGAUCAAAAGUGAGAGGAAUGUUCUGGAAUCUCUGCUGGGGACUGUAGAACAGCAGAUCAACGCGCAAGGGGACCUCACCCUGGAGUUCGCGACGGCCACCAACCCCACUGCCAUCACUCCCGAGGAGUACUUUGACCCGGACUUCGACCUGGAGGACCGAGACAUCGGGCGUCCGAUAGAACUCACCAUCCGAACUCAGAAGUUCAAGGGUACGUUGUGGAUGAGCGAGGAUCAUCCCCUGUCGCUGGUAGAGCAGGUUACCCCCAUCAUCGACCUCAUGGCUCGGACCAGCACUCACUUUGCACGCCUGAGAGACUUCGUCACCCUCAAGUUCCCUCCUGGGUUCCCCGUGAAAAUAGAGAUCCCCUUGUUCCACGUGCUUAACGCCCGGAUCACCUUCGGUAGCGUCAACAAGUGCAGCACAGCAGAGACGGUAGAGACUCCGCCCUCAGCGACCACGCCCUCUCCCUCGGAGGACGGCGAGGCUGCCGCCCCUUCCCCCCCCGCAGCCCCUCCCCCGUUCCAAGUGUGCCCGUCGGUGUUCGUGGUCCCGCCUAACUACCGUCUCCGAGGCGGGAGCCGGCACGCUCCGGUAUCCAACAACGACGAGGAGCUGCUUCAGUACGCUAUCCACCAGAGCCUGCUGGACACCAGCGGGAGCCCAGCCCAGGAGCUGAACUGGAACAACGCCAACGGCGACUUUGCUGAUCUCCUGCCAAGCAGCUCGAGCGACAGGAGCAUCCCAGAGGGGGCGCUAGUGGACCUGGGAGACGGGAGUCCGUCCGGGUCCAGCUCAUCCUCCAGCCGUGACGCGGAGCUGCGUCUGGCCAUGGAGCUGUCGGCCCGCGCCCAGAUGGAGGAGCAGAAGAGGAGGGAGGAGGAGGAGGAGGAGCUGGAGAGGAUACUGCAGCUGUCUCUAACAGAGAAGUAGCAGGCUGAACCAGGUGACACGUUUUCAACGAGGGACGACGACACUGUGCCAUAACUGCGUUGGCACUUCCUGUCAGAGAUACAGCCACUUGACCCCAGCCUACCUUUCCUGUCAGAGAUACAGCCACUUGACCCCAGCCUACCUUUCCUGUCAGAGAUACAGCCACUUAACCCCAGCCUACCUUUCCAACCUUCCACCACAACCCACUAUGCAACCUCUUGUAAUUUAUGUAACGUGUCGUGAAUUCUGCCAAUUCAGGUGAUCUGUUUUCAGUGGUAUGACAGUAAUAUACCAAUUUUUGGUAUGAAAAACGAUGCUCCUUUGUAUAGCUCUAUCUCUGCAUAGUACUUAGUCACUCCGAAGUCAUCUGUGUCGUCUGAGAUUAUUUUGGAAGGUUCUUCUAGGUUGCAACCUGUGAUGCACCUGUAUUAGUUGUUUAUUGUCAAAAGCCGAAGUUGAAUCUUUCGAAGGUGUGAGGUGAAGAUCCACAGUUCUGCUAAUGACCACAGUCCUGUACUCCCACUAAACCUCACAGAAGGUUGUAGUCUGACUAAAAGAUAGAAUAUCUCAGGGUUCCAUCAUUCUACAGUCCCUAAUUGCUUCGAAACAUUUUGUGAAAGUAUAUUCCUUUAAAUCUAGUCAUGGAAAUGGUCAUUCCUUAUACAAAAACCAGACCAAGUCAUAACUGUAUGACUUGCUGCUCUGUAUUACUGUUUUCCUCCCUGCCCCUGAAUAACGCCAGGCCGUUUGGUCGAAAGCGGAAUCUUCUGGAAACGUUCCCAGACACAUUCCGCUUGCGCCGUGGUAUCGAAGUAGACCUCCCGAUACGAACUUGUGAUCCUAGUCAGACGUAGACCAACUGCACCAUAAUUUGUCUCUGACGUGCGGCGUGUUCCUGUGCGUCCAAUCAGGAGCAUGUUCCUGCUGUCCUCGACUGUGGGCAGGUUUCAACUCUGUUCGUCGUCCUUUAAAAGUAGCAGCAUCGACCAUGACCACCUCAACUCUAACAAGCAAUAGCAUCUGCCACUGUGCCUGUCGGGGAUCUCACCUUUUGCAGUUCAGUGGUGUUCAGCCACUAUCCAUUGCAACAUGGACGUUUCAUAACCGGGGCAAUGUCUCUGGUUACCAGUUUCCACAAACAGCAGGGUUUAAAAGGAAACGUAGCAUGGUUCUGUACCUAGUUGUGACUAUGGUGGACUUUUGUGACCUGAUGUAAAUGCAACUUGAGCUUUCAGAGAUCCUCAGUGGAUUCUAGCUGAGUGUGUCAUCAGGUGCGCGGCUCAGCCAGUCUGCUUUCUCUGAUGGGGCUGACUGGGGUGUCGUGUUUGUGUCAGGUUGGUCCCACGCCACCAAGACCAAACUAAUCAAACUCAGAGAAGCAACUUUGAUAUGCCUUACAUCCUUCCAGAAGAGAUUAAGGGGUUUCAAAUAUACAUUACUGAUUUUGGGGAACACACAAUUAAUCCACUGAGGUAUUUACAAUGAUAACCAAUUGUUAAAAAAAUUAAAACUUAAUUAAUUUCUUUAUCUGGUUUUGUGGGGGCUUGAGUUUUUAACUGCUUAUGAUCAAAUUGCCAAACUGUUGAACAGUCUACUGUAACUAUGGUCACUAUGGGUACAUUUGGGGAAGUAUUUGUACUGCUUCCUUUGCUAGCAGAAAAGGGUAUUUUUUAACAUGCUAAAUAAUUCAAGAAACAUCUGUCAAUUGUGAUGUUGGUCUCUACAUCUUUCUUAAAUAAAAGCACUUUAUUUCAAAA
Osmerus eperlanus (European smelt) is the source of this 3744-nucleotide messenger RNA. RefSeq names its product ankyrin repeat domain 13A (gene ankrd13a). Gene Ontology annotation, cellular component: cytoplasm. Gene Ontology annotation, molecular function: protein binding. The record is from RefSeq and is a predicted model, not a curated record. Lineage: Eukaryota; Metazoa; Chordata; Actinopteri; Osmeriformes; Osmeridae. The coding region runs from base 176 to 1987 and encodes 603 amino acids. The transcript is spliced from 15 exons.